Molecule: messenger RNA, 1806 nt
Organism: Dacryopinax primogenitus
Lineage: Eukaryota; Fungi; Basidiomycota; Dacrymycetes; Dacrymycetales; Dacrymycetaceae
Product: phosphoglycerate mutase-like protein
Exons: 6
Coding region: 369-1799 (476 amino acids)
Biological process (GO): dephosphorylation
Molecular function (GO): phosphatase activity
Source: RefSeq, a predicted model, not a curated record
CAACAUUCCAGCAUGCUCACAAACGAACAAUAAACAUUCCCAACAAGAGCCACACGUCCGCCCCGCCGUAACAUAUCCUUCCUUUUCGGAUAUCCGGAGAGAGCGCGUGUGCGAACCGGCCACGUUCCUCGAUAUCGGAAACAGACCGCCUUACUUGACGUUGUUCGUAUUCACCAAUUAAAAGAUUGGCACGUUCGCGAUCACAGCUGUCGAAUCAGAAGGAAUGAAGCCCGACUUGUGACGUACGACCGACAACCAAAGGGUAUAAAGUCGAUCCCAUGUGGUCGCCCUUGGCUUCUCUACGAGCGGUCAUUCCUGUCCAGUUCCAGCUCGCACUCUUUGCUCAGGUCUCAAGCCUCAUCAGAUUAAUGUCUGUCCUGUCAAAGCUCGUUCUCGCCGUCAGCGCGGCCGGCUCUGCCGUCGCUACGUUCCCGAACAUCACCCACUACCCGCCCUUGAACACUAACUGGAACAACCUGACCUUCGCGAUCAACGGUACUGGCGCUCCGGGCAUCUACAACUCGUCUGUCACUCCUGAUGAUAUCUACUCGACUGCAUAUAACUGGUGUGCGAUGCCCCACGUUCGUGCUAAGGAGUACCAGAAUGUCGACUCGAGUUACAAGCUCGAAUACGUCGAGUUGAUCCACCGUCAUCACAAGAGGACUCCUUAUGCCUCUAACAUCUUCCCUAAUGGUGCGGAGGACAUCCUUUGGUCUUGUGAUGGCGAGGGUCCUGCUACUUACGGAAAGAACGCAACUGGUCCUGGUUCAGAAGUGAUUCCCAUCCAGUGGUCAGCGUUCACUUCUCCAUCCAACCCUUUCACCACCAUUCAGGGUUUCAAUGGCUCCAACUGCCAGUUCCCUCAGAUCAGUGCGGAGGGUAUCGCUGAUUCCUGGACCCACGGGUUUGACCUUGCGUCCGUGUACAAGGAGAAGCUCGGUUUCCUGCCCAAGGAGCUCGAUCCCAACCGCAUGCACUACCGCGUCACGAACAACGUGAUCACAUCCCAAGUCGCCGGUGGUCUGAUCAAGGCGAUGUACCCCGAUCUUUCCGGUUACCAGGUGCUCAUCCAGUCUUCGUCUUUCGACUCUCUCGAGCCAGCUUUCUCCUGCCCCGCAGCCAGCGCGGUCAACUCGGGAUAUCAGGCAGCCGGAACCCUUUGGGCCCAGCAUCUCCAGCUCGCCGCUCCCGUGUAUGACAAGCUCGAUGCUGUCUCCGGGAUCCCGCGUAACGAUACUGGCGGGUGGCACGUUUCCUUCGACCACUACUACGACAACCUCUCUGCCAAGCAGUGCCACGGUUUCCCUCUUCCUUGCAAUGUUAACAACAGCAAUGUCUGCGUUGAUCAGGAGCUCGCUAACACCGUCUACCGUCUCGGCAACUGGGAGUACGCAUACAACUUCCGUCUCGCUCAGAACUCGACUCUCUAUUCCGCUACCCACUACGGCGCCUGGAUCCUCGAGAUCAAAGCGCACCUCGAAGGCAAGGUCGCUGGUACGAAUCAGGACAUCUACCGGCACAACAUCGCACAUGACGGCUCUGUCGCUCCUCUCAUGGGUGCUCUUCAAGUGGCGAACAUGUACUGGCCGGGUAUGGGCACGGAAGUCGUCUUUGAGCUCUAUUCCAAGUCUGGCUCGUUCUUCGUCCGCGUCCUCCUCGGAGGCCAGAUCAUGCAGACCACCACUCCUAUGGGUGCGCUUGACCUCAUCCCUUACGAGUCCUUCCAUGCGUACCUCGAGUCUAUCGUGGGAACGAAUGGCAGCGAGCUAUACAAGUGGUGCAAUGGCCUCACACACUAGACUUUGU